UUGUCUGGCAACGUUUCCAUAUGAAUUUGAGAAGACAUCCAUGUGAAUCACGAGAUGAGGUUAAAGAAAUAUUAAUUUUAAUAGAAUUUAUGGAAAUAGAACUGUUCUUGCGUGGUUUGGCUAGAGACGUUGAUUGUAAUAAAGAACUUUGGUCGUUAACCCCAUAG
Messenger RNA from Funneliformis geosporum, 167 nucleotides. The record is from the annotation of a GenBank genome assembly. Lineage: Eukaryota; Fungi; Glomeromycota; Glomeromycetes; Glomerales; Glomeraceae.